ACGAGACACGAGUGUCGAGUAGUAGCAGUCCGGUGACCUCAGCGCACAGACGCACGCUUCGUAAAACAUAACAAAAAUGGCCUCAAUAUCUUUAUCUGAUCCGGCGGUUCGCUCGUACCUGGUGUACUCCGGCGUGCUGUCCUUGAAGGUGCUGGCUAUGGCCUUCCUGACCGCGAAACAACGAUACAAGAAGAAGGUGUUCGCCAACGAGGAGGACGCAAAGUCAGCCAAGGGCGUCGUGAAGCUAAACGAUCCGGACGUGGAGCGAGUCCGCCGGGCGCAUUUGAACGAUUUGGAGAACAUCCCCGCAUUCUGGAUCCUUGGAGCGCUGUACGUGACCACUUCCCCUUCGCCGUGGCUGGCCACGACGCUGUUCAGAGUGUUCACAGCCAGCCGUAUCGUGCACACGAUAGUUUAUGCGGUGAAGCCUCUGCCGCAGCCGGCUAGGGCCCUGGCCUUCAUGUUCCCGAUGGGUAUUAUGUGGUACAUGGGUGUCACGGUGAUUAUGCAUUACGCGAGUGCUUUAUAAAUGUGAUAGACUGAUGUGCAUUUAUUGUAGGCCGGAAUAAGUGAACCUAUUUAUUAUCAUUACUAGAGGUUGUUUGUUGGUGUUAAAUAAAUUAUUU
This is a messenger RNA of Aricia agestis (brown argus), 626 nucleotides long. Its product is annotated as microsomal glutathione S-transferase 1-like. Gene Ontology annotation, cellular component: membrane. The record is from RefSeq and is a predicted model, not a curated record. Lineage: Eukaryota; Metazoa; Arthropoda; Insecta; Lepidoptera; Lycaenidae. Bases 77 to 529 code for a protein of 150 amino acids. The transcript has a single exon.